Molecule: messenger RNA, 582 nt
Organism: Botrytis fragariae
Lineage: Eukaryota; Fungi; Ascomycota; Leotiomycetes; Helotiales; Sclerotiniaceae
Exons: 2
Coding region: 1-582 (193 amino acids)
Source: RefSeq, a predicted model, not a curated record
AUGAGGAUUCUUCAGGAGAAUCAAGAUCCUUUCUAUACCUGUCCACAAAUUCCAAAUCAUGAAGAACUUGCCUCCGCAUCUAUCAGACCUCAAAGCACCGACCCAAUUGAUAUAAUGACUUCUUCACCAAACACCAUCCAGCCCCGCGGAUCCGAUGUAAACAAAUCUGCUGAAUAUGAUGGUACGGCUCAAUCCCUAUUAACGCUUUCCCCUCAGGCUGUUGACAAAACGGCUUUUAGAGAGAGAAUCGAAAAAUGGAUCUCGGAGGUUGAGCAUGGGAAAUGGGAGGAUGGGAGGAUAAGGGGAGAGGGGGAUGGAGAGAGGAGAGUAGAUGAAGGGGUUUCUUACAAGAAGAGAAAGAAAUGGAAGAGAAAUAAAAGAAAGAGAAAUAAAAGAAAGAAGGGAGAUGAAAAUAAAGGUAAUGAUGAAAAGUCGAUAGCAGCUGAAAGAGUCUCUGGUGGUAAGAGAUGUAAGAGAGAUAGAGAGAGGAAGUAUAAGGCGGGUGAUGAUGAUGAAGUACACGGAGAGGAAAGUCGAGUGAGAGAGCGAGGGAAUGGAGGUAAUGAAGGAUUUGGAAAGUAA